Molecule: messenger RNA, 444 nt
Organism: Ostertagia ostertagi
Lineage: Eukaryota; Metazoa; Nematoda; Chromadorea; Rhabditida; Trichostrongylidae
Source: the annotation of a GenBank genome assembly
AUGUUGACGUUGGUGGCUCAGUUGGCCAGUAAGGAACCACAUUACAUUCGCUGUAUCAAGCCGAAUGAGGAGAAGAGCAGUACCAUUUUUGACUUGGAGCGGGUGGAACAUCAGGUGCGCUAUCUGGGAUUGCUCGAAAAUGUACGCGUUCGACGAGCUGGUUUUGUCUAUCGGUGCGGCUACGAUCGUUUCAUCAAUAGGUACAAGUUGCUUUGUCCGGACACAUGGCCAAACCCCCGAGGUGGUACCCCGCGAGAUAAUUGUGCACGAAUUCUGAAGCACAUUGGCAUGCACGACGAUUGCGUUUAUGGAAAAACUAAGGUGUUCAUCCGAAGUCCACAAACGGUGUUCCGCCUCGAAGAACUACGAAGCGAGAAAUUACCAACAGUGGUCAUUUAUCUGCAGAAGGUUAGUCAUCGUCUGAUGCACUUCGAAAGAAUGUGA